CUUGUUGAUCGUGUGCAUAACUCCUCUUAGGUUUACUGCCUAAAGUACAUAGUUAGCUGCCUCCAAGACAUUAUACGGUGUGAGCUGGCUGACAAGCUCGUGGCUCUUUCAUACCCCAAAUCAUCCACUAAAAAUGGGUCUUUUGUUACCUACCUACGAAUUGACACGUUCGUCACUGUUAUAGGUGGACUAAGUACGUAGUAGUGGCGGUAAUAUUUAGUACAGCCUACCUUAGGACAUAUGACACUACGUCUGUGACGAUUUAAUAGCACCUGCUUGAGAUUCACGGUAACAACUCGUGCCUCUUCGAUAAACAUUUGAACCGUGAUGCAUUGUCUGAGUGAUUCCUUUCAUCGACAUCUGGCGCUGACUCCCUUCAGCUCUUGAGGACCCCAGCUGGUUGUCGAUUGCUCCCCUCUGACGAUUGACGACUGACACUAGACGAUAUUUCGAAAUGCGUCUGGUCAAGAGUCAAAUAGAGAACGAUGGCAGUGGCAAGGUCACUCUAUGCCCUGAAGAGCCAGAGGAUAUGUGGCACCCCUAUAACCUGAUUCGGCCUCUCGACCUUUUGACCGCAUCUGCAAUCCGCCGUGUAACCACUGAGUCUGCGUCAACUGGCUCAACAGCUUCGCAGAGAGUGCACACAAAUCUGACAAUUCGAGUCAAAUCGCUUGACUUUGAUCCCCAGGCUGGUCAGCUGCAUGUAUCUGGGCAGAUUGCGCGUGAGAAUCGCUUCACCAAAAUCGGCCAGUUUCAUACACUCGACCUCGAGUUACAACGAAACUUCACUCUUGAGAAGGAAAUCCAGGACAGUGAUGGCAGCGAAGGAUGGGAUAGUGUGGCUCGCGCCCAGCUAGCUGAGGCUGUCGACCCCACCAGGGGCACCGAGGCUGUAGCUGUGGUCAUGCAGGAAGGACUCGCCAACAUUUGCUUUCUCACCCAGUUUCAAACCGUGUUGAGGCAGAGGGUGGAGACAUCUGUGCCUCGGAAACGUACUGGUGCUGGUCGAUCUGCGGAUCACGAUAAAGGGCUUACCAAGUUCUUCAAUACUGUGUGGGACACACUGUCCCGGCAGCUCCAAGGCCUCGUCGAAGGCAAGGAUGAAAGCACGAAUUUCCCUAUCCUCCUCGCAAGCCCUGGCUUCACGGCAACUGGCUUUCUCAAACACAUCACCGAAGUCGCAGCUACGAAAGGCGAUAGACUUCUACAGGAUCUCAUCCGACGCAAGGCUUUCAUUGUCGUUCACAGCAGCUCUGGCCACCUUCACAGUCUUAACGAGGUUUUGAAGAGUCCAGAGGUCCUGGUCAGACUAAAAGACACAAAGUAUGCCCGAGAGACAAGCUUGAUGGAUGACUUCUUCACCUUGUUACGCAAGGAUGACGGUAGGGCCUGGUAUGGUCCUAAAGAAGUCGAGACAGCAGUGGGAAAAGGUGCAGUGGGCAGAGGGGGUGGCGUGCUUCUGAUUAGCAAUGCCCUAUUCCGCAGCCAGGAUAUUGCAACUAGAAGGCGGUGGGUGCGACUCGUCGAUCAAGUCCGAGAUGCGGAUGGCGGGGAGGUCAGGGUCCUUAGCAGUGACCAUGAGAGCGGCAGGAGGCUUGAAGGCUUGGGUGGCAUUGCAGCGAUCCUCACAUUCCCCAUAGAGGACAUGGAUUCUGAAGACGACGAAUCUAGUGAGUAGUAUGUUGGUCAGUACGUGUCCAACCAAGUAGAUACAGAAUCGACAUCCCUACUUGACCUUUCAA
Molecule: messenger RNA, 1742 nt
Organism: Exophiala mesophila
Lineage: Eukaryota; Fungi; Ascomycota; Eurotiomycetes; Chaetothyriales; Herpotrichiellaceae
Product: mRNA surveillance protein pelota
Exons: 2
Coding region: 455-1678 (407 amino acids)
Biological process (GO): ribosome disassembly; nonfunctional rRNA decay; nuclear-transcribed mRNA catabolic process, non-stop decay
Cellular component (GO): cytoplasm
Source: RefSeq, a predicted model, not a curated record